AGAAACUGCUAAAACAGCUCCCCGCCACCGUCACUCUCCAUUGUUCUACCUCUCAGAUCCUCACUCUUCAAGCGCCAAAGCCUCUGUGGAAGCUUGAUUUCCAACGGCAAGAUCAUUGAUCAUUGCGGAUGAAUCCGUGGCAAUUUUGCAUGGUUAAGUUCUGCUGAUCUGUUUGCCCACUGCCAUUUGUGUUUUGUUUCCUCUCAUUGUGAUUGAUCCGAUUAUCGGCACAGAAAGUUUGUUAAGAUUGGUUUUUAAUUGGUUUCUUAAGCUCGAAUCUGGCCUUGAGAGUUCAGUUUUCGUACUCCUGAUGGAAUGGGAGUUCUUAUCUGCAGUUGAUUUGUGUUCAUUUCUUGUUUGAAUGUUGUUGAUUGAUUUUGUAAUUUGAUUCUGCGACGAAUGAUUUGUGGAUAGUUCUCGUCUUCCUCCUUCUGGCUCAAAGUUUUAGAGAUUUACUUGACAUCGGCUUCACACUGUUCUGUGUUUUUUAAUGCACGAAGAUGCCGUCGAUCUUGCACCAAAGACCCAUUCAUAACCCACUUGCAAACUCAUACCCACUUUCUCCUCGUUCUUCCUCGAGUUCUGAGAGAUCCUUUUCCAUAUUCAGUCCUUUAAAUCUGCUUGCUCUGCUUUCUCUUAUUGUGAUUCUCGGGGUCUUCUUACCUUGGAUGAAUAUACAAGAGAGUAUUUUCUCAAGCUCCAAGAUCUCGAACGAUAAAUGGCGAGAAUACUCAUUGGCUGAAGCUGCGUCGUUCGUCGCUAGGAACGGGACUGUGAUUGUUUGCGCUGUGAGCCAACCCUACUUGCCGUUUCUUAAUAAUUGGUUGAUUAGUGUUACUCGGCAGAAGCACCACGAGAAAGUUCUUGUUAUUGCAGAGGACUAUGCAACGCUCUAUAAGGUGAAUGAACGAUGGCCGGGGCAUGCAGUGCUCGUCCCACCAGCUCCUGAUGCUCAAACGGCUCAUAAAUUUGGUUCUCAGGGAUUCUUCAACUUCACGUCCCGAAGACCACGACACCUACUACACAUUUUGGAGCUUGGUUAUAAUGUUAUGUACAAUGAUGUUGAUAUGGUAUGGCUGGCUGAUCCAUUUCCUUAUCUGCAAGGGAAACAUGAUGUGUACUUCACAGAUGACAUGGCUGCGGUAAAACCUUUGCACCACUCUCAUGAUUUGCCACCUCCAGGGAAAAAGGGCCGCACUUACAUAUGCAGCUGCAUGAUUUUCUUACGCCCCACCAAUGGAGCAAAACGGAUCAUGAAGAAGUGGAUUGAUGAACUUAAAGCUCAGCCAUGGUCCAAAGCAAAGAAAUCAAAUGAUCAACCUGCUUUCAACUGGGCACUGAAUAAAACCGCCGGAGAGGUGGAUCUAUACCUGCUGCCGCAGACAGCAUUCCCAACAGGUGGACUAUACUUCAAGAACCAGUCGUGGGUACAGGAAACCAAGGGAAUGCAUGUUAUAAUACAUAACAAUUAUAUCACAGGUUUUGAAAAGAAGAUUAAGCGUUUCCGAGAUUUCAACCUGUGGUAUGUGGAUGAUCAUACUCUCGAAUCCCCCCUUGGUCGAAUAUGAGAACUUCAUAGGUGUCAUCACAAUUCUUCCUUCAAUUAAAGGUAGAAGGAUAUAGCAACGAUGAAGGAAAACGGGCAUCGAUGACGGAGGAGGGAGAAAGAAAAUUCUGAAUAUUGAAGUUGAGAUUUUCUAUUUGGUCUCGGAAUGGAAAAUGUAGGAAAUUCUUGAAAUUUUGGUAGUUGUAUUCAAUUCUUGGGAAUAAUUCUUCUAAAUUCUGUAAGGUUAAUUUGUAUAACUCAUGAACUAGAUGAAUGCAACUUGAAUCUUAUUAGCAGAGGCAUCUCUUACUCU
Molecule: messenger RNA, 1859 nt
Organism: Cucurbita pepo subsp. pepo (vegetable marrow)
Lineage: Eukaryota; Viridiplantae; Streptophyta; Magnoliopsida; Cucurbitales; Cucurbitaceae
Product: UDP-D-xylose:L-fucose alpha-1,3-D-xylosyltransferase MGP4
Biological process (GO): rhamnogalacturonan II biosynthetic process
Cellular component (GO): Golgi apparatus
Molecular function (GO): UDP-xylosyltransferase activity
Source: RefSeq, a predicted model, not a curated record